Molecule: messenger RNA, 1665 nt
Organism: Lagopus leucura (white-tailed ptarmigan)
Lineage: Eukaryota; Metazoa; Chordata; Aves; Galliformes; Phasianidae
Gene: MLKL
Product: mixed lineage kinase domain like pseudokinase
Exons: 11
Coding region: 139-1599 (486 amino acids)
Biological process (GO): cell surface receptor signaling pathway; protein phosphorylation
Molecular function (GO): protein kinase activity; ATP binding
Source: RefSeq, a predicted model, not a curated record
GGCCGAGGAGGAGGUGAGCAGAACGGGGCUGGCUAAGGUGAGGAAGAUCCACGCUGUACCUGUGAGCACUGCCCAAGGGUCACCUCCAGCAGACGCCGCUGCCCCACGUCCCCAUCAGCCAAGCCCUUGGCUGAAAGCAUGGACAUCAUAGAGAAGGUCUUCUCCAUCGCCCAUGCCAUCCACAGCCAGUUUGAGCACGUCAGGUGCUGCAAGCACCAGUGCCAGCGCCUCGUGGAGCGCAUCCACAUCCUGCUGGGGCCCGUGCGGGUCCUGCAGGCUCAGCCAUCUUGGCAGAUCUCCCACCACGAAGAGCAAAUGCUGACCAAGCUGCUCCAGGUGCUGGGGGAAGCCCAGAAGCUGGUGAUAAAAUACAGCCAGACCAGCUGGAUCCAAAAGUUCCUGAGUGCCCGCAGCAGCGGAGAGGAGUUUGUUUGGGUGAACAGGAGCCUGGAGGACAUCGCCCAAGGGCUCUCGCUGCUGCUACAAGCAGAGCAGAAGCAGGCGUUGCUGGAGGCCUUCCAGACAAAGAUCUGUCGCAGGCAAGAUGCUGAGGAUCUGAGGGAUGACAAGGCUUUCCUGGACCAGGUUAUUGCAAGUACCAAAGAGCCUGAAGAUGAGGCCUGGGAGAUGCACAUGGGCAGUCAGUGCAUGGAGAGCAAGGUGGACUGGAUGCAAGGCGAGCUGAACAAAAUCGUGCGUGUGAUGGACAGCUUGAAGAAGGUCAAUGUUGGCAAAAGGGAAGCCAUCACUGAGAUCGAGCGGGACCAGCUCACCUUCCGCAGGCACCUGCAGGACACUGAGCGCUACGACCUCUAUGAGGGAGAGUAUCUCAAGUACCCAGUCGCCAUCAAAACCUUCAAGAGGCCGCUGACCACCGACACAGUGAAGGUGAGAGACAUCUUUGAGAAGGAGAUUCAGACCCUGAAGAAGUUUGAGUCUCCAAACAUUCUGCGCAUGUAUGGGAUCUGCAUUGAGGAGAAAGAUGGGAUCCCCUGCUUCUCCAUCGUCAUGGAGUACUGCAAGCACGGCACGCUGCGGGAGGUGCUGACCAAGCAACAGCAUCUCUCCUGGGAAGUCCGCAUUCGGAUGGCCCUGGGAGCUGCCAGGGGCCUUUACAGGUUGCACCAGACGGAGGAGAAGUCCCGACUGCACGGCUGCAUCUGCAGCAGCAAGUUCCUGGUGGCUGGGGAUUACUGUGUGAAGCUGUCAGGAUUCGAGCUGUGUGAAACAGAGUCUUCCAUCAAGAGAAAAGUCAAUAAGAAGAACUUGAACCAAGUCUGUAUGUUGGCUUACAUUGCCCCCGAGAACCUGAUGGAUGUCUAUUGCCCCUACAAGAGGUCCUGUGAGAUAUACAGCUUCGGGGUCGUGCUGUGGGAGAUUGCAACCUCCAAAAUCCCAUUUGAAGGCUGCUCUCUCCAGGAGAUCAGAGACAAAAUCUGUGACCACCAGUACCAGGAGCCAGUGGGAGAAGAUUGUCCAGAAGAGCUGGAGAAAGUCAUCAACCAGUGUCGGGCCUUCGAUCCAUUCCAGCGCCCAUCUGCUGAGCAGAUCGUGGACUUGUUGGCUGACCUGGAGAAAAGGAGGAGCCAGGGCAGCUAGCUGCGGAGAGCCCCAGCAGGCUGCCCAGACUGGCCUCCCUGCCUACCAUCCCUGCGACUGCAAUCA